AUUUUUGAGUACAAAACGAUGAUUGAGAGUCAAAAUCGCAGUAUAAAAUGCAAGUAUCAUUUUCGUGGGUAUAAGCCGCCACCCUUGCCGAGAAAACAAACAAACCGGACCACCUGGCCUGGUUAUAUUCUUCCCCUACCUAACCGCAAACGUGCACGUCUUUUCGUUCUGCUCAUCGUAUAAUCGCAAUCCGGUGCUCUUCUUCAACUCCAACUCUUGUGAAACUCUCAAUUUCAGUAGAAAUUUGCAGUCUUUUGGACACCAAUUUCUCGUUUUUAUUCUAAUUUUGCAGUAUAUAAGUGGGGUUGUUUAGCUUUGGUUACUGGAUUGUGUCGCAGCGAUGUCGAAGAGCAUUCUGGUGACUGGCGGAGCUGGGUAUAUCGGGAGUCACACGGUUUUGCAAUUGCUUCUGGGCGGAUACAAGGCUGUUGUGGUUGAUAAUUUGGACAAUUCUUCGCCUCUUGCUAUCAAGAGAGUGCAAGAGCUUGCUGGCGAUUAUGGCCGUAACCUCGUCUUUCAUCAGAUGGACAUUCGUGAUAAAUCUGCGCUGGAAAAUGUUUUUUCUUCAACCAAGUUUGAUGCAGUUAUCCAUUUUGCUGGAUUAAAAGCUGUUGGGGAAAGUGUGCAGAAACCUUUGUUGUAUUAUAACAACAAUCUUAUCGGUACAAUUGCUCUCUUGGAAGUCAUGGCAAACCAUGGAUGCAAAAAGCUUGUAUUUUCCUCAUCAGCCACUGUUUAUGGUUGGCCAAAAGUGGUCCCUUGCACAGAGGAGUUCCCCAUUAAUGCUGCAAAUCCAUAUGGCCGAACAAAGCUUUUCAUUGAAGAAAUAUGUCGUGAUGUACACCAAUCAGACUCAGAGUGGAAAAUCAUAUUGCUCCGAUACUUCAACCCUGUUGGCGCCCAUUCCAGUGGCUAUAUUGGGGAAGAUCCACGGGGAAUCCCCAACAAUCUUAUGCCAUUUAUUCAACAAGUUGCUGUUGGAAGGCGGCCAGCGUUGACAGUUUAUGGAAGCGAUUACUCAACUAAGGACGGUACAGGGGUACGUGAUUACAUUCAUAUUGUUGAUUUGGCUGACGGUCACGUUGCUGCAUUGAAUAAACUGGCAGAUGCUUCAAUAGGAUGUGAAGUAUACAACUUGGGAACUGGGAGGGGUACAUCAGUAUUGGAAAUGGUAGCUGCAUUUGAGAAGGCAUCUGGGAAGAAAAUUCCAUUGGUGAUGGCUGGGCGACGGGCAGGUGAUGCUGAAGUUGUUUACGCAUCAACUGAGAAAGCAGAACGGGAGCUAAACUGGAAGGCAAAGUAUACAAUUGAAGAGAUGUGCCAAGAUCAGUGGAAUUGGGCCAGCAAAAACCCCUAUGGUUAUGAAGGGUCUGCUGAAAAUUCUACAUGAUUUCAGAUUUUCAGUUAAACCUGUGCCAAAUAAUGCCUAGUAUUCUAGUAUGAUAAAUUGUUUAAUAAAAUGGUCGAUCCCAAUGUAAAUAAAUGGGCAUAUUGCAUCCAUCGAUCAGUACAAAUAUGAAAAAUAUGAACUUGUUUGGUAUUCCUUUUGUAGUUGGAGACUUGGAGUUUCAAAUUGUUGUGUAUUACCUCCAUUUAUUUUGAAGAGCCAUUUUCACU
Molecule: messenger RNA, 1617 nt
Organism: Cuscuta epithymum
Lineage: Eukaryota; Viridiplantae; Streptophyta; Magnoliopsida; Solanales; Convolvulaceae
Source: the annotation of a GenBank genome assembly